Messenger RNA from Benincasa hispida (wax gourd), 918 nucleotides. Lineage: Eukaryota; Viridiplantae; Streptophyta; Magnoliopsida; Cucurbitales; Cucurbitaceae. The record is from RefSeq and is a predicted model, not a curated record.
CUUCCAAUAUAACUCAUCAAAACCCAACACUUAACAACAUUUUUUUUACCUUUCACCAUAAUCAAACACCCUACUAGCUUUCUCCAUAAAAAAAUGGCAACUUUGUUCAAACCUUGUUGUAGCUCAAACUUUGGAGGAGGAAGCCAUGCUUUAGAUAGUGAAGAAUACAUCAAAAAAGGGAACAAUCUAUUGAAAUGGAAGAUCCCAAAAGUUCCCACAACCAAAAUCUACAAAAGAAACCCAUUCACUUUCUUCUCUGAUCCAUCCAUCAAAACCGAAGAAGAAAAGAUGUCUUGUGAAAAUGGUAGCCAAGCUUUUAGGUUAAUAGCUAAAAAUCCCAUCAUGGCUAGCUUCAAUGACAAUAGAUUCUACACCACGAUAAAUGUGGGGAUGAUCCAAAUUGGGGUAAAAAUUAUGACCACAAAAAUACCCUCAAAUGCUUCAAUUAUUCUGUGUGUUUUUGACAGUAGAAAUGAAAAUUUUGAAGAUGCAAUUUUGGGGUUGGUGGAAUCAAAUCUAGGUUUUGAGCAGCUUCCUGAAGGGACAAGACCAAUUAGUUUAAUGUGGAGGACAUGUUACAAGCUACAAGAAAGUGCUUUGCCAAAUGCUUUGCUUGAGAGCCCACAAGGCAAAACUGUGUAUUUUCAAACAGAUCUUCAGAAUUCCAAGGUUGCUGUCCAGAAGGUCUCAAAAUGGGAUGAAGUUGUUUGCAAACUUAGGAAUAUUAUAAUGAAGCACUAAUAUAUAAAAUAUAGAAUUUCGAUCAAAUUUAAGAAUAGGGUGUGUGAUACGAUCAUUUGCUUUGAAUUAUUACUUAUGUAUUUGUUGAAGUAUUUGAAGUAUUAAGUACUUAUUGUAUAAGUUUGUUUUUGUAUGCUCUUAUUGCCUAAGUAAUGUUAUAGCUAAAUUUUGAAUAUC